Didymodactylos carnosus is the source of this 1373-nucleotide messenger RNA. Lineage: Eukaryota; Metazoa; Rotifera; Eurotatoria; Philodinida; Philodinidae. The record is from the annotation of a GenBank genome assembly.
AUUCUUUCCAAAGACCUUGGAAAAUUCUGAAAAUAUGUAAUAUGUUUUUUAUAGGUUUCUCCAUAUGCUCUUUCAUCUCCACAGAUCAGAAAAUCGUUUAGAAAAAAAACGUUUUUGGCUUGAAGUACCAAGGUUUUCUAAAAACCGGGUCUUAGAGAGCCUAGCGGCCCAAACGGUUUUCAUAUUCGGAAUCAGCAUAGUCGAUUACCUAUUGUGAGCUGGACUAGAGCUAAAAAGCGAUUUAUCAGUUGGUGUCUUUCCCUCGUAAGACAGUAGGUAAAAUCAACUUAUCUUUUUCAUAUAAGUAGCGAUUAACAUAUAGUAUUCAAUAAGCUCUCUUCAGAUGUCUGAAGGAAGAGAUGGUUAGUAAUUCCAAAAAGUUUUAGUAGGAGCCUAAAGAGCUUAUCUAUACCUGAAGUAUCAUACUUUACAAGAUGUGAAAGAUCUCUCGCAAAUCUGAAGUUAUGGUUAACCACUUCUGCAUGACAAUAGAUCAAGACUUGUUUUAAAUGACUGAUAUGAUUUAACACAGAGCAGACCAAGUAAAAGAAUUUGCUUACCACUAUGCAUCUAUAAAUGACCGUAGUUUGUGCUCAAAACUUGUACAUUGUAUUCACUUAGUCUCUACUCUACAUUUAUUGUAAUUACCUGUUUUUUCUUUAAUAGUUAUGGAAAAUCAAUCCGCUCAAGAAUAUUUUGAUGGUCGCUCGGCAGCAAUAGUCUCUGGUGACAUCAUUUUUACCAAGUCUGCAAAUAUCGAUGGUCGCUGUGCUGCAGUACGCUCUGGCGAAGUGACCCUCAAUCAAGAUGGUCAGCCACGUGCAAACUCGAAAAGCAUCAACCAAGGUGAUCUCAUGGUGAAACCAAGUAAUAUACCAGAAAAUAGUCAGCGCAAAGCGUUUACCGAAUCAGAGAAAGAUGCCGCUUGGGAGAAAGCAGACACAAUCCCUGGGACUAAUCCUGAUUUUUAUCGCGAAGAUCGUAUGGGCAAUGCCUUAAAUAAGGGCAGUUAUGGUCAAUACUCCGACAUGGGUUGGCAGGUAGAUCAUUCUCGUUCUUUAAAAAAAGGAGGCCAAAUGAAUCAUCCAAACAAUCAGCAAAUCUUACAAUCGCGUCAAAAUGCAAGUAAAGGCAGUAAACCUUCCGGAGAAUAUCUUGCAACCGCUGAGCAGAUGGGCAUAUCUGCUGUUCAUGCAUCAGGCGUCGAUUAUCGUUCUGGUGACGUACGAAGCGGAGAUCUAGCUUUCAAACCCGAUGGAACCGUCGACCAAAGAAGUGAAGCAGUACGCAAUGGUGACGUUAUUGUAACACCAAAUGGAGAUAUCGAUGGCAGAUCAGCAGCAGUAAAACAAGGAGAUGUUAUUCUAAAUUAA